UGUUUCUUUCCCCUACCACGACGUUCCCAUUCAACACCAGCAGCAAAGUGGCUUGUACAAAAGUGGGCUUGUACACGAUUACCAUCAAGUGUUGGUUGUUCAUCUUAGCAUUGUACAGAUUGUCAAUUUGAAGUUACUCACUGGUUAUGCCUGAUACUUAUGAAAUUUUAAAAAGCAUCCAGAAAUAUAAUUUCAAAAUACAAUAGUUCACAGAAUUAGCGAAGAAAAAAACAACAUAAUAGUUCACAGAAUAAAGUACACCUAGAUAUGAAUGUGAAGAGAACUAACUCAAGACAACACAGAAAAGAUAUGUUGAGAUUUAUUUCAUGAUCCUGUGUUUGAUUUACUUUUGUCUGCUCUAAGGAUUGCCGCCUUCAAGUUAAAGCCUGCACACAAAUGUUGCCAGAGAUUUUGUCUCAGUUUCAUCAGAUGAAUUGAAGAGAGAAGAGGUCUAUUUUGCUGAAAUCAGAGAACUCCAAGAAACAAGAUAGCUGCAUUACUUAGCGCCAUAAGUGUAGAAUAUAAGGUGAUCAGCAUGAACUAACAAGAAUUUUUUACUGGAUUUAAAGGUUUCAGAGACUUAGAAACAUAGAAAAGUUUAUUCAAAGAGAAGAUUUUGGAAUAUAAGAAGGAAAAGUUAUUAAAGAUAAAUAUAUACUCCAGUAGAAUUAACAAAGAAAUAUUGUCUUGUGAAGAAUUGGAGUAUAUUUAAAUCGGAUGUGACUUCUUAAGGAAUAGCAAGUGAUUCAAAUUUCAUUUUAUAAAAUGAGGAUUUAAAUAAGAUUAGUGGAUUUAUAUAUGGAUAUAAUAUAUGAAGUGAAAGUUUUAUAAUGUAAGGAUGUUAUAGAUAUUUUUUUGUUGGAGAUAUAUAUUAUUUGUUAGAAUUAAACUUCUGAGAUUUACAAAGCUAGGAAGCUUUCGUGUCCAAUGAAUCUUUAUUAGCCGGGAACCGACGGCAAUGUCAUGUGGAUUAGCAUCUUACGAUUGUUGCUUCUACUUCUGCACAUUUUGGAAGUCGUGAUAGGAGCUUCAUGGGAACAGAGACCAACCGAUGUCUCAGCAGCAGUCGGUAGUACGGUCACGUUAACAUGUAAAGUUACGGGUGAUCCAGGUUUUGUUACAUGGAAUAAAAAUGGUAACACACUUGCUGUGGGAACCAGUGUAGUAUCAAGUGAUACACGUAUAACUGUACCGGCAGCUUCUAAGUUUAACCUGCAGAUUACUAAUCUGCAAAAAAGUGACGAUGAUGAUUAUACGUGUAACAUACAAAAUAUACAGCCAGACUCGCAGAAAGCUGUCACGGUUCAUCUCACUGUUUUAGUGGCUCCUGGCCAGCCAAGUAUUUCAAUCAAUGACACUCGACCACAAAAAGUGGAAAAGGAUGUUGUGUCAUUAACUUGUUCCUCAUCGGGAGGCAAUCCACCUCCUGAGUUCACAUGGACCAAAAAUGGAUUAGUGCUCAAUUCAAACAUUAUAGUAACAAAAGUCCCGAACGGAUUAUCGUCUAGUCAAUUAACUGUUCAUUUGGAUUAUAGUGAUCAUUUAGCGCCUUAUUCAUGUAGUGUUAGAAACUCUGUCAAUCAGAAUAAUCCGUAUUCCACAUCAACACAAAUAUCGGUGCUUUAUCAUCCGAGAAUAACAUUUAAACCAUAUAAAGAUUUAUCAUUAGAGUUAGGAAGUGCAGGAUCAUUAACAUGUAAUGUUAGUGCAAACCCACCAGUCAAUUCUAUAUCAUGGACCAAAGAUGGACAACCUCUUCAAACCACAAAUUCACGUAUUGAUUUUUCACCAGCCAGUAAAACUGACAGUGGAUCAUACUCAUGUUCAUCUUCCAAUUCAAUAAAUGGCGUCACUAAACCAGCUUCAGACACAGCAAUAGUUAAUGUUUUAUAUCCUCCAGUCAUUACAAUACCAGAAGUUUACGAAGUAAAUGAAUCGGCGACAUUAGAUAUCACAUGUAACGUUGAUGCUUAUCCAACCCCCUUUUAUACAAGAUGGCAGAAGACUGACAACAGUAUCCAAUCAAACAAUAACCGGUUAACUAUUGACAAUAUCAAACGUUCACACAAGGGCAACUACUCAUGUAUCUCCAAGAAUGCCAUGAGACCAUCAGGAGAUUCUGAACGUAUUGAAGAAAGGACUAAAUAUACAUAUCUCUAUGUUAGAUAUUCCCCUGGAAGUUCUAACAUUGCUCCAGUUUCUCCUGUUUUUGUAGGAAAUUCUCUCACUCUUACCUGCUCUGUUAGUGACCAAGGCUAUCCAGCACCAACAUAUGAAUGGAGAAAAGUUGAAACCAACCAGUUAUUAGCAACAGAAACAUCACGACUUAUAAUUAAUGGAGUUACGUUACAAGAUAAUGGCAACUAUUCCUGUACCCCUAAAAACAUGAUGGGGAGGGGAGGUUCAAGUACAGUCCCUGUGGUUGUCAAUGAAAAACCUACAUAUGUAGGUGUUCAUAAAGACAAAGAUACUAUCUACAACAACAGAACAGGUUAUUGGUUACAGUGUAAAGUUAGAGGACGUCCAGAACCUUUAAUUCAGUGGUAUAAAAAUGGCAAACCUUUGGAUACGUCAGGGAAAUUAUACAGAUUAACCACCACUGUUCUACCUGUCGACACGUUUAGCUUCCUUGUCACUAGUCAAGUUUAUUUACAAGGAAGUGAUCGUGUUGGCACAACCACCCCACAGAUCUCAGAUGUAGCUAGUUAUACUUGUAAAGAAACCACAUCCAACAUUAAUCAUACAACUCAACUAUUUAUAUACUUUCCUCCAACCAUAACACCCGAUGAGAAGGAAGCAUCCAUUGCUGGGGGUACAGCUCAGUUGAAAUGUUUUGGAGAAGGCUAUCCUGUACCAAACUUUGUCUGGAAGAGAAACAAUGCUGUGAUUAGCUCUGGAGGGAGACUGACAAUUCACCAAACCAAAGUUAUCAGUGUAACGAGAUCUGAAAGCAUUCUACAGAUAGAUAGAAUCGUUGGUCAAGAUUUCGGACCUUAUACAUGUGAGAUGUCAAAUCAGUUUGGGAAAACAACUAAAACCAUCACUUUAACAGUCAAAAGUAAACCAGAAGCACCCACAGGCUUGUCAAGUCCAAAAAGGUCAUGGGACAAAGUGACAUUACGGUGGACUCCUGGUUUUAAUGGAGGAUCAUACCAAGCAUUUGUUGUAAAGUACAAAAGUAACCCUCCCAAUGCAGGGGAACAAUCAAUUAGAGUUAUGCCUGACAAUGCUACAGAAUUUACUGUUUCCAAUCUUUUACCCAGUACAGCCUAUGUUUUUCAAGUUUGUGGGUAUAAUGAGCUAGGAGAAGGAGACUUGUCAGAUUCUAUCACAAUUACAACUAAUGGAUAUACAUUCCCAUUUAUUAAGGAGACACCAGAGUUUUCUGGCGACAACAAAGAAUUAGUCUUAAAUCUUGAUGUGAACAGUACAUUCUGUGUGAAGGUCAAGGUCAGCACCAAUGGUGGUCAGUCAUGGCAGACCUUUACCAAUAAUGACCUAGAAUGUUUUGAUGCCAAUGUUGCUAAGAUGAUCGUAACAACCAAUGGAGUAGACAGAAUGAAUGUUUCCCUCUGUCUUGUAGAGCGUAUGGAUGUCUGUGGACAACCUGUUUCUGUUCGAAUUAGUUCAAGCAGUACGCCAGAUCUGACUGAAACAGAAGUUAUUAUAAUUGGGUGUGUGUGUGCCGCUAUAUUGGUAGCCCUUCUAACGGUUCUAGUGUGUAUUAUUUGUCGAAGAAGAAAUUUAGCCAAACAGUUACCUCCACAAACGCGACACUCGGUGCGAUUUGCAACCAACGACAAAUACCAGACUGUUGCUUUUGAGUAUCUAAGAUCGCCAACUAUAGCAGCAAAUGGACACACGAAUAUUCCUCCCCAGAAACCACCUCGAGGUUAUGAUAACACAGGUAUACAAGGAUUAGAUUUAGUUCAAACUCAUGGAGCGCAUGCUGGUGUUUCGUAUAUUAAUCCAUCUUAUUCUCAUGACGAUUAUUCUGAAAUGAACAGAAAUGGUUACCCACCUUUCCCACGACAUAAUGGGAAUGUCCCAAUUGAUCAUGAUUCAUCUUAUGAUCCAGAAUACGAAAAUGAAAUGAAUAGGCUCAAUGCCAAUCAGGUUCCAAGGUUUGGAAUUGAUUUUGAGGAUCAAGAUAAGUCCAAUUAUUUUAAUGAAAAGCAAGGAGACAUUUCAUUUACUGGUUCUCCAAGAUCACCAAUUAAAGACAAACAAUAUAUAGACAUGUCUUCAGAACAUAGAAAAGGAGAUUUAAUCAAUGGACAAGAAAGUGGCUACAAUACUCCCGAUAACCCAAAACCACCAAAAAAGGUUAUUUAUGAAGUUGUUGUAUAAAUUGUCUCCCUUGACUGAUGUUGUUUGUUUUAUGCAACACUUCAACGUGUCUUCUUCAGAUGUUUUCAUCCAUGACCUUUUAACCUUUGUGCUUUAUAUUUUCGGUUAUUUCUAGGCAUGGAUUUGUGUGCUAAUAUCCGUAACUUUUUAUGGAUAGAAAAACCAUUUCUAUAAUGUUGUGAUUGCCGAAUUAACUGUUGUCUGCACAAUUGACUGGUAAAUUUCCAUACCUUGUUGUGGAAAAGAUGGAUAGAAAAAUGGAUGAGAAAUGGUCCAAGUAAGAAAAUGCACAGUGCAUGAAUGUGUUGUUACUCUUCCUGAAGAAGUACAAUGGAUGAUCGAAAUAAGCUUUUAAAAAGUGCAAUUAAAAUACAAUAAUAAGGAGAAAUGGUGAUCUCCGGAAGGAAAAAUACAUUUAUACGCAAUAACUUCCUACAUUAUGGAGAAAACAAA
Molecule: messenger RNA, 4803 nt
Organism: Mytilus trossulus (common blue mussel)
Lineage: Eukaryota; Metazoa; Mollusca; Bivalvia; Mytilida; Mytilidae
Product: cell adhesion molecule DSCAM-like
Exons: 29
Coding region: 964-4350 (1128 amino acids)
Biological process (GO): cell-cell adhesion
Cellular component (GO): neuron projection; cell-cell junction; plasma membrane
Molecular function (GO): cell adhesion molecule binding
Source: RefSeq, a predicted model, not a curated record